Messenger RNA from Cucurbitaria berberidis CBS 394.84, 513 nucleotides. RefSeq lists its product as uncharacterized. Lineage: Eukaryota; Fungi; Ascomycota; Dothideomycetes; Pleosporales; Cucurbitariaceae. The coding region runs from base 1 to 513 and encodes 170 amino acids. Gene Ontology annotation, cellular component: mitochondrion; nucleus. Gene Ontology annotation, biological process: mitochondrion organization. The record is from RefSeq and is a predicted model, not a curated record. The transcript has 2 exons.
AUGGCUCGCCAGCGUGGAGGAUCCGCCCCCCGCCGUCCUACGGCCGCUCCAGCAGCAAGGCCCGCUGCUCCAGCAGCAAGGCCCGCUGCUCCAGCACCCGCACCUGCGCGCCACUCGUCGACCGCCGCUGCGCCCCAACAGCAUCAACAGCCGGCAGCGCCUGUCCAGCAGGCGGCACCAGCGGCUGCUACGCCCCAGGGCCCAGGACUGUUCGGCCAAAUGGCGUCUACCGCCGCCGGUGUAGCAGUAGGAUCAUCCAUCGGCCACGCAGUCGGCGGCUGGUUCAGCGGCGGCUCCUCGUCCGCGCCCGCCGAAGCCACACCGCAAAACACCGAGUUCGCCCAGCAACACCAGGGCGCUGCGGAGACGCAGACAAUGCAGCAGAGCGGUGCGUGUGCGGGCGACGUCAACAACUUCCGCAAGUGCAUGGAUGAGAACCAGGGUAGCUUGACUAUCUGUGGGUGGUAUUUGGACCAGCUCAAGGCGUGUCAGGCGGCGGCUGGACAGUACUAG